GAUCUCACUUCCUUCCCUGUGACAGUCAGUCUCCCAGCGUUCCUGCUCUGCUGGGUUAUAUAUUGUGUUAUGAUGUCGCUGCUGCAGCGGGUUUAACUCUGAUUCGUCUUUAUUAUCGCCAUAUUUACUGUAUUUAGUGUUUUAAACCGGAUUAAACUGGAUUAAUCAGGGCCGGGGACAUGGCGGGGGGCGGUCCGGAGGACUGAUCCGCUCGGUAACGGGAAUGAAGCGGCGGAGCUGCAGCGGAUCAUGAUAUCCAAAGACCUGUAGGCCAACAAAACCACGCUGGCCAGCCUCCCAGAUUGAUUUAUUAACACCAGGAACGACUUCUCCUCCACAACAAGCAUGUCUAUAAUGGACCACAGCCCCACCACCGGCGUGGUGACCAUCAUCGUGAUCCUCAUAGCCAUCGCCGCUCUGGGGGCGCUGAUCUUCGGCUGCUGGUGCUACCUUCGCCUGCAGCGUAUCGGCCAAUCCGAGGACGAGGAGAGCAUCGUCGGAGAGGGAGAGACCAAGGAGCCGUUUCUGAUGGUCCAGUACUCAGCCCGAGGCCCACGGGUCGAGCAUAAGACCAAGCUGACCCCUAACGGUACCGAGAGCCACAGCUAAUUCCCCUGUUACAGGGCAGAUGUUCUGUGUGAGGGUCCACAGGGGUCCGAUUCGGUCGAUCCUUGUAUUUAGAACAAGGACUUUCAGCACUUAAGAUCAUGAUCAUUUCUCUUUUAAGACCGGAUGUGGCUUCAGGUUGUCUCACACACAUGUACACACACACACACACACCAAACAUGACCAGUGCAUGCAUUUGUCUAGCUGCUUCUAACUCACCCUUGUUUGGACAUUUUCCUAUUAGUGUUUGUCCAGUGGAACCCUGUUAUAAUGUGAAACUGAGGAGCUCCCUGCAUUUUUAUAGAAGAGCUGACCUUUAUUCAUCUGUUCAAAUCACUCCCUUAAUGUUUAAAGGUCACAUAUUUGUCCAAAAUGCAGAAAAAAAAACACAUUUUCUGUUUGUAGUAUUUUAAAAUAAUUCAUGUUUCUGCCAGAGCUGGCUCUGGUGUGCACUGAAAAGGAGGAAUAACUGCAGUCUGUUACUGGAUUUAUUAAGUCACUUUAAACAAGGGAAGAAUAGAUGCACAUCUGACAUGCUUUUUUUUUUUACACAGGAAGCGUAAUGACUGUAUAAUAGUCAAUAGCAGUAAUUAUCUUAAAGGGUGUUCUCACACUAGGCCUGGUUUACUGGUACCGUACCUAAACCUAAUGAUCAUCCCUGCCUUUUCUCCCACUCCAGGAUUUAGUAUGCUUACAUCAUCACAAAGUACAUUUUUGGUUUUGCGUUUCUUGUCAAGAUUGCACAGAAUUUUGUUACAGAGCGUUUACGCUAGUUAAACUAACCAGACUUUUUGGGGGAGACAAGCUCAAACACAGGACAGACCACCUAGUGUGAGAAUACCCGAAAUCAGAGUUUUGAUGAGUAAUUCUAAUACUGACAUGCCAUCAAGUAACUUUUAUGUGCAUCUUACAAAAUUCAUUUAAUCACAGGUCAGGGUUAUGAUGAUGUAUGGGUUUAGGUUUUAGAGAUUUAUUCAACUGAUCAACUUAAAAUUUCUACAUAAUUUAGUGAUUGAUGUCUGAACAGUCAUUCAGAGUGGACAGUGUGAAAUUAUCAUAGAAAAUAAUAGAAAUUGAUUUUGUUGAUGCUUUUAACUUUUUGCCUGUGUGAAUCAUUGUUCAUAAUACUAUAUAUGCUGUAUAUAUAAUAUAUAUAUAUCAUGAUAUACCACAUUUAAGUAUGUGUUUAGUUAUUCUUCGAAAAAUAUGACAAAAUUAUAUAAUUGCUUACUUUUUUACUUUAUUUCAAAGUGACAUUAAACCCAACUUUCACAAAUGAGAAUUACUACCUUUUAGUGCAGCAAUAUAUAUGUAUCAAAUGAAAACAGAUGAGGUAGAUGCAGUAGCUAAUUUUUUAAAUAUUAUACAGGUGAUUGUAUUUAUUGUAUUGACAAUAUUUGUGAUUUAUUGUAUUGACAAUAUACCCAUGAAAGGAUAUCAAAGAUACCAGUGCUGUACAUUUCAUUAAAGAAAGAUUAUUAGUCUAGUUUAAUUGGAGGAAUUACAGUUUAUUUUCAAAUAAAAGUCACUGUACUCAGUAUACGAAAGUAACGGUAUUUGAACAGCGUUUUUUAAAGAUAUCACUACUGAUGCAUUUUGGCUGUGAAAAUGUAUUUAAAUUUUGUGAUAAUAAUAAGAAAUUGUACAGGUAUUUAACAUUCCUCAAUCCACAGUGUAACAUACUGUGUGUACCAGUUAUUAUGUCAUAUCUAAGGAAUUACCACCAACAGUGGACAGUGCUGUAGGUUAUAUUGAUGCAAACAGAGAAGUGAUCGCCCUGUUUCUUUAGCUACGUGGGUCCUAUAAUGUGUGACAAUGCCAAUAAUGCAUAUAUGCAUUAAUGCAUUUUUAAAAUCAAGCACUUAAUAUAUGUCACAGUAUAUACAAACAUUGGUUUAACAACCUAUAUUCUUCACCGCAGGUUUACCCUGUUUAUUAGAUUAGUGCCACCAUGUGGAGUAAUGAAGCAGUAACUUUAGUAAGUAAGACUCAGGGGCGAGACUUAGAGACUUAAGACCUCCUUUGUUUUAAUAAAUAUUUUGAUGAUAGUUGAUGCCACAUAUUGCUAAUAUAUUGCAAAGAAAAGGAAUAGUAUAUGACAUAUGGCCAAAUAUUGAUUAAUGUUUUGUCUCUCCCCUAAUUUCUAUAGUGAUUAAUUUCACAAACCACUCUGAAUGUCUUAGUUUACCUCUUAAUUACUGAAUCAUGAAGACGUUUUAAUAAAUCAGUGAAUUCCAUUUUUAUGUGAUUUAUAUACAUAUAUACCGAUUCUGCACUGCUAAGAAACCGCCAUAAAGCAGAGCCAAUGACUGGAGAGAAUCCAGAGGUGUUUUAAUGGUGGCUGAGCACUUUGUUUCUGUAUGAAGGUGUUGGAUGUGAGUUGGAAGGUGUGUAAAUAUUAUUUUUAUAGACCUUUAUUUCUAUACAUUGAUCACACUGAAGAAAACGACUGAGGCAUUAAAGUGUAUGUGUUUUGUUUGAUCAUUAGCUGUUUGUACACGUGGGAGAAAAUCAUUUAUUUUUAUAUGAAAUUCAUGCGAACAACAUUUGUAGAAUUCAUUGAUCUUGAGUCUUGUGUUCAGACGCUGGGUUUUAACGGGCAGAAAGAAUUCUGAUAAUGCCCAAAUAAUCACCUUUUUCCACCGUUGUUGUACUGAUAUUAAUGUACUGUAGCGCAUAUAAUAUAUAAAUAUGAUGUCUACAGGCCUAGCCUAGCAUACUGUCAGUGUAUGCCUUUCUAAGACUGCUGUUGUAAUUGUGUAAACUUGAGGAUUUUUUGGUGCACUUUAUUUUCCAUUAGAAAACCAGUACACAGAUCACAUGUGAGACUAGGCCUGUCACAAUAACCAAUUCAUAGACAAUCUAUUGUUUCCAGAAAUGAUUGCGAUAAACGAUAUUACUGUUAUGUUAAGACCAGUUUCAUCAGAUAAUACAAUAUAAUAAUAAAUAUUCUAAAAUAGCAUAUUAAAGGGGACAUAUUAUGCAAAACUCUUUUUUUUUUUUUGCAUGUUUUUGUAUUUCCACUUGGGUCUCGCCAGCCCUUGUAAACACUCCAAAUACCAAGUUUUCAUCCAUCAGUUUUCUGUGAAUAAGCUGAAAGAGUUAGGUGUCAGGAAUAUGCGCCUAUAAGGUGGAUUUUGGAUGCUCCCUUAUUGUGACAUAACAACGAAGCACCCUGGCACCACCCUUCACCUGUCAACCCCAAUCAGAGCCACUUCGGGGAUUAGCCAGCAGACUUCUUUUGAAGGAGGGAUCUGUACCUACUGUUAAUGGCAAGUUACUGCUUGUAACUGCUACUUUGUGCUUCUUGAGCUUAUUUGUGUUUUGCUAUUUAACCAAAGCAAACACUAAUGUGUGGUAAAUGAUUAGCAUAAACAUGGGGUCUGGCCAGCAACAGCUUAUUUGCAUAAAAGUGACAGAGCACUAAACAGCUCAUUCUGAAAGGCACUGAAACUGGCAAAAAUAGAGCUGUGAUCGCUCUUUAUGUGAGAGUGAUUUUGUGCGAAGAACUUCUUGAACAUGUUUUGUGUGGCCCAUAGACCUAUUUUAACUUAUGUAAAAGGGAUAUAAUAUGUCCCUUUUAAUACAUUUAUAUAUUUAUUUUAUAUAACACUUAACUGGAAUAUUCAUACAUUGUAUGCAUACAUUUACAUUGUCCCAGAAAUAAUUAGGGCUCAUUCAAGGUAAUAGGUUUUUCUCGAUAAGUAAAUUAAUUGAACUUGUGUCCGUAUAUUGUACAAUAAAUCGAUAAUUUGUUGUUAUCGUGACAGGCCUAUGUGAGGGUACAGUAUGUUAAUGCUGCAUUCAACUUUGGACCCAUCAAUGCUUAUGUUUUAUGAUCAGGCUGUUAAUAUGUUUGCUUUAUGUCACUCUGCCAGAAAUUGCAUUGAUCUGUUGUACUGAAAAAUAAAUCCUCUUCACCUGUAAA
Messenger RNA from Astyanax mexicanus (Mexican tetra), 4534 nucleotides. RefSeq names its product stannin (gene snn). The transcript is spliced from 2 exons. The record is from RefSeq and is a predicted model, not a curated record. Gene Ontology annotation, cellular component: mitochondrial outer membrane. The coding region runs from base 346 to 609 and encodes 87 amino acids. NCBI's taxonomy places the organism in Eukaryota, Metazoa, Chordata, Actinopteri, Characiformes, Acestrorhamphidae.